This is a messenger RNA of Parnassius apollo (apollo), 1029 nucleotides long. The record is from the annotation of a GenBank genome assembly. NCBI's taxonomy places the organism in Eukaryota, Metazoa, Arthropoda, Insecta, Lepidoptera, Papilionidae.
AUGCCGCAAAAAAAGAAAAGUAGUCUUUCUCAAUACACUAGAAGGGCUAAAAGGAUGAGACAAGUUCGAUCGCAAGAGACAAAUGAGGACCGUGAGCACCGUUUAGCUUACAAUAGAGAACAAACUGCGGAAUCUCGGGCAUCAGAGUCCAGUUUUAAUAAUGAAACGCGCUUAGCUACAGAUCGCGAACGUCACGCGUUGUCUCGCGCUUCGGAAACAUUAACAAAUUACUCUCAGCGUUUAAAAGUAGACCGUGAACGUCAUAUCGAGUCUCGAGCUUUAGAGACGUUUACGGAGCAUUCAGAAAGGUUGACUGCAGACCGUGAACGUCAUGCUGAAAGUCGCGCUUCAGAAACGUUUACGCAAUAUUCAGACCGCUUGACAGCAGACCGUGAGCGUCAUGCUGAGUUUCGCGCUUCGGAAACAUUUACGGAGUGUUCAGAACGGUUGACUGCAGACCGUGAACGUCAUGCUGAGUCUCGCGCUUCAGAAACGUUUACUCAAUAUUCGGAACGCUUGACUGCAGACCGUGAGCGUCAUGCUGAGUCUCGCGCUUCAGAAACGUUUACUCAAUAUUCGGAACGCUUGACUGCAGAUCGUGAGCGUCAUGUCGAGUCUCGCGCUUCGGAAACAUUUACGGAGUGUUCAGAACGGAUGACUGCAGACCGUGAAAGUCAUGCUGAGUCUCGCGCUUCAGAAACGCUAACUCAAUAUUCGGAACGCUUGACUGCAGACCGGGAACGUCAUGCAAGAUCACGUGCUUCGGAAUCAUUUACUCAAUAUGAAGCGAGGUUAGCAGCAGAUAGGGAGAGCCGUUCGGAUAGCAUGGCCAAACUUAUGGAGGUAUUCCAUAAGAGAAUGACGAACUUCGAAGAAGAGUUACGUAAAUCUCCCCAUUUAAUGUCCAACACUGCAUUACUUGCUGUGGAGUUCAUUCAAGGCUUUUGUGGUCCAAGCAUUGAGCAGUCUACAACAGCAAAUGGAGCUCCUGAACCAUACUGUCGAUCAGUUACAAGUAAGAAGUUGUAG